CAGCUUUGCAUUUUUGGUUUUCCUAUUGUGUGCUUUUUUUUUUCGUAUUUCCCUUUUUUUUUUCUUUCUUUCAGUUCUUCUUUAUAUUUCUAUAAGAACUAUUGGUUAUGCCGCUGGACAGUGCUUCCACGCAAACCACCUGUUCUUCGUCAGCUGAAGAGCAACGGCUGAAAACACGUUAUAAUGAGCUCAAGCGUAAAAUCGCAGAAGUGGAACAGGAAAACAAAGCGAUCAGUAUCAAACUGCGCGAAGCCCGCAAAAGCACGAUGCGUUUGCGUUUAGAACGAACAGUCCUCUUGGAACGACUGCAUCGACAUCGUGAAGAAAAAUUCAACCAUUCAAACCUUUCGAAAAGCAGAGAAACCUCGCCUGAAUCGAUCAAGAUCGACCGUAAGCUGCCCGAUCAAAAUCAUGCAAAAUCAAGCCCGAUCGAGCCAACACCCGCGGACGUUAGUUCUGAGAACAAAGCGAGUACAGAGGAACAAGUCGAUCCAGAAAUAUUUGCACUGUUUUGCAGACUGGAACAACAUAAUGUUACGUCUGAUCAACUCCAGGCAUGCGACGGAAAUGUGAAUAAAGCAAUGAUGCAAUUAUGGAAACAAUUACCACAGAAUACACAACAGAUGUACUGUACACUUUACCGAUCCGGAAUACAGCAUCAAGCUGACCGCUACCCAGUUCAUGUGGCCCGCCCUUUCUCCUCGCCGAUGCCUACACAUCCAUCGAUCUAUCCUCACACCAACUAUGCCACUGAAACCCCAUUCACCCUAUCCGCCUCAUUGUCGUCCUCAUCUCCUUCCAUGCAUCCUCUUCCACCAUUGAAACCUCCAACUUCCUGUGAUUCCGUGACAUCUGCAUCAUCGGAACACGCCAUGCGGCAUGAUUUAAGUGUCGGACAGCAAUAUUUACCAAGCUAUUCCCGAAAUGUUCAUGCGAAUCAGACAGAUCCCGUCAGGUCCACUUAUUCAAUGCAUUAAGUAACGAAACAUAACAAAGAAAGAACACAAAUCAUUUCACUCGCCUAUUCCAGCUCUUGCAGCCGAUUGGGCCAAACUUUAAUUUGUCAUGAUACUCGCUUAUUAUGAUGAUGACAAUGAAUUUUAGCAAAAGGUUGAUUGGGAAAACGGAUUCGUCAUGCACGGCUUUCUCAAAUGUUAAACAAUUACCUUUAAAUAAAUCCGCCUUGGUUAAAUCCACCUUCCAUUCA
Molecule: messenger RNA, 1207 nt
Organism: Radiomyces spectabilis
Lineage: Eukaryota; Fungi; Mucoromycota; Mucoromycetes; Mucorales; Radiomycetaceae
Exons: 6
Coding region: 108-977 (289 amino acids)
Source: RefSeq, a predicted model, not a curated record